AUGACAGCUCCACUCCACUGUGCCGAAAUGACAGCUCCACUGUGCCGAAAUGACAGCUCCACACCGCACGAAGAUGGGAAGCGCAACUGUUGCUGGCUCUUGAUGCGCUGUGCCGAAAUGACAGCUCCAGUUCGUGUCCUACACGUUGUUCACUCGUUGCCCAUCUGUGCCGAAAUGACAGCUCCAGUUCGUGUCCCGCACGUUGUUCACUCGUUGCCCAUGUCUGGUUGCAUAUGGGAAGCGCACCUGUUACUGGAUCUUGAUUCGGCGCUUAGCUGUGCCGAAAUGACAGGCCCACUGUGCCGAAAUGACAGCUCCACUGUGCCGAAAUCACAGCUCCAAUGUGCCGAAAUGACAGCUCCAGUUCGUGUCCCGCACGUUGUUCACUCGUUGCCCAUGUCUGGUUGCAUGUCUGUGCUUGCAUCCAACACCGCACGAAGAUGGGAAGCGCAACUGCUGCUGGCUCUUGAUGCGGUCAUGCAAUAA
Messenger RNA from Peronospora matthiolae, 486 nucleotides. NCBI's taxonomy places the organism in Eukaryota, Oomycota, Peronosporomycetes, Peronosporales, Peronosporaceae. The record is from the annotation of a GenBank genome assembly.